Nezara viridula (southern green stink bug) is the source of this 4735-nucleotide messenger RNA. The record is from the annotation of a GenBank genome assembly. Lineage: Eukaryota; Metazoa; Arthropoda; Insecta; Hemiptera; Pentatomidae.
GUGUGGAGCUGUCUUGGAACAUUAAUUAUUAACCACUCCUUUGUUCUCCUCGUACUUGUUUUGGAUCCUUGUCCUGCUGGAAAUAGUACUGAUCCUGGAUUCCCAUUUUUUCGGCACUAAUACGCAAAUUACGACGCAAAUUACGUCGCAAAAUGUUCACAUAGCCUUCCGCAUUUAAAAUGCCUUCGAUGCUCACAAGAUUUCCCACACCAUGGUAGGAAACACACCCCCAAACCAUAACAUGUCCUCCACCAUGCUUUACAGUUGUUAAAACAUUUUGCUUCUUUAGUGCUUCAUUAUGAUGUCGCCAUAUCGUCCUUCGACCAUCUGAACCAAACAAAUUAAAUUUGCUUUCGUCAGAAAAUAUGACAUUUUCCCAAAAGCUUAAGGGUUUCUGUACGUAUUCCUUAGCAAAAGCAAGGCGCUUUUUGUGAUUCGUUUCACUGAUGUAUGGCUUCUUUCUUGGAACUCUACCAUGGAGCCCUUCCGAAUUCAUGGCAUAUCUAAUUGUUCUGCUAGUAAUCUGAACUCCAGACGUUGAUUGGACCAUGGUAGCCAGCUCCCGAGAACUUAUCAGAGGAUUUUUAAGAGCUUUUUUUCUGAUUUUCCUCUUCAGCCUGGGAGUUAACUUUUUUGGACGCCCUUUACGCUCACUGUUUUCAGUCGCACCACGUUCUCAAUACCUUUUUUUUGACGUAUCUCACUGUAGAAAAAUUCAACCCUAAGGAAUCGGCAAUUUGGCGUUAUGUUUUUUGCUGACUCCUCAGUAAAACAAUUUUUUCGCGAGUUGCGGCACACAGUUCACUUGUCUUUGGCAUGAUAAUUGUCUAUUGGCUAAAGGAAACUGAUUGAAAGACUAGAGAAUACUGGUAAUACACGAUUAGAGGUAAAUUAGUAAACAAACCUAUGACCUAUGGACACAGGAGGAUUAAUGCCAAAGUAAACAGAGCUUGUGAGUCAUGGUGUACAAAUACUUUUUUCCAAGCAAUUUUAUUGUUUUAAUUUUUUGUUUCAUUAUGGAGUGUUGUCAUUUUUUUCCAAAAGGUUUUUCUCAGGUUUUAACAAAUGUACUUUUCAUUUUUGCAGAGGAAAGCGAAGUUUUUUGGUUCCUUGAACUCAUUUAUUCAUAAAAACAUGAUGUGCAAAUACUUUUUUCCAUCACUGUAUAUAUAUAUAUAUAUAUAUAUAUAUCUUUGGAGACACCAUUUGUAAGUACAAUAAGUGCCCUUAAAAAACUUCUACGAAAGUAACUAAAUAUAUCGAAUCCUUUUUUUCGCUACGAUAUCCAGUGAUAUCGAAAGAAAAAUAUCAAUAUCGAUAUAAUCACAACUUCCUUAAUUGCCGCUGAGUUCAUAAAAUGUGAGGUUAUAUAGCAGUUGAUGAGCAUUUGAAUUUUCUUAAUUUUUCAGAGAAUAGUAAUUGACAAUGAACGAGGAUGAAGAUGUUAAUCAUUCUUUCUCUAGGGAUGAGCUUAUGGAAAUUACCAAGAAAACUAUUGCCGAUCUUAUACAAAAUGAUCCUCUUCUUCGUGAUCUUCCAAAGGAUGUUACUUUGGAAGAAGUUACUAACCAACUUGCUUUAGAACAUGGGCAGUCAAUGACAAUAUUUCUUCACAAAGAAAAUGGUGACACUUGGCCAAUUGUUGUUCCCAUAAAAGCAACUGUUUUAGACUUGAAACGAGCUAUAAGGCGUUACACUACUCUUUGGUUGGAUAGAUCGGGGUUUUCUUCACAUCUCUCCUGGAAAUAUGUUUGGAGAAAUAAUGUUCUUGUUUCCGCCCACACCAAGCUUGAUGAUGAUAAUAAGAAACUCUCUGAUAUUGGUUUGAGUAAUAAAUGUAGUGUUUCAUUUAUGAAAAGACUACGUCAAAAGAACUGCUCUAAGUGUCGAUAAUCUACAUUUUUUGUAGACCAUACAAGUUGAUGGUUCUAUAUUCAGAGAGUAUGUGGUGACUACUGUAAUAUAUUUUAAUUUGUCAUUUUUCAAAGGAAAAAAAACUGAGUUGUGUGCUUAGUAGCAUUUACUGAUAAAAAGUACAUCAGUGCAUUUACACCAGUUCCCUUGUAAAACUGAAGAACAUUAAAUAUAAUGUUAAGUAAAUGAUUAAGUGAAAUAUGGCUUCUUGGCAUUUAGAUACUGUUUAUAAUUUAUAUGACUCUAGAUCAGUAAAGAAAUGCCAUGACAAAGUUUCAUUCAUAAAUAAUUGUAUUGUUUUAUUUUUUAAUAUAUUAAAAAAAUCUCUGAUAAAUCCGUCUAACCUUUCCAUUAGAUUUUAUAUUUCAAUAGUUUACCAUAUUGUGAUACUGAUGAAUUUGAAAAACUAAAUUUUUUUACCAUCUUUAUUUUUAUAUAUGUCUACAAUGUCAUGUAAAUACACUUGUUAAAUACAUAUAAAUUUUAGUUACUAUAUUCUAAAUUAAAUUGUUUCUGCUAGGUAAUUAAAAUUAGUAUAGUAAAGAAAUAUUUUUAGUUUUUAAUUAGAUCAAUGCCAUUAUGUUGUUCAACCUCACAGAUGUAAGUGCAAAUUUUAAAAUUUUCAGUAAAAAAUAAAUGUUUAAUAUUUUUAUGGACCAUACAACUUGUUAUUAUUAAUACCCUUUGGUUAUUUGUAUAUGUAUUUAAUAUUCACUUAAAACAUUUAUUAAAAACUUAGAUUAGACAUUUUUUUAACAGUUUCCAACUCUUAGCUAAUUGGUACUUACCAGCAUCUCUGUGAAGUGAACCAUUAAUAUAUCAUAUAAUUAAGAUGUUAUAUAAUAAUAUAUUCAUUACUCAUUACGGCUGUUUCAUUCUAUUUAUUUUAUGUUUAAUUCUAUGUAAUAUCUGAUCUUGUAAAGAGAAUUUUCAUAACAUGCUCAUUUAUGUACAUAAAAGUUAUCGAACAAUAAAAUUAUUUUUAGAAGUAUUUUAACUUUGUAAUGUAAUAAAUAUUAAUAUAAAUGUUUGUAUUAAUAAAACGGACUGGUAAUUUAUCCUUUCUUUCAAUUCAUUUACUCAUAACAAACAGUUUCUUGAGAAAUCUAAAUAAAGUUUCGAAACAUCUGCAGUACAUUAUUAAUACUUUUCACUACUCUUUUACAUAUUGCAGCUGAUUAUGUAAGUAUGUAUUGGCAUUUGUAAGUAUUGAUUAUUAAUUACAAGAAUAUAUCUGUCUGAGAGCAUUACAAUGGAGAUGAAUAAAUGAUUGAGUUGCCUUCUCAACAUCAAGUAGCCACACUCUUUCAUUAAAUCUGUAUCCCAAAUGUAAAAUAAAAAUUAAUUAUUGCAAAUUAUAAAAUUAAUUGAUUACUGUAAACCAGAUUAAAUGUGUAAUAGAGUUUAUUUUGAAUAUGAAAUAACCUUGUGAGCUAGAACAUAUUCAGACAACAUUCCUUUAGUCUUAAUAUACUAAUGUUCCAGUCUACCAGGUUAUUUCAAUUUCAAAAUAAACCCAAGUAAACAGUCACCUAGUUUCAAAUUAAUCCUGGUUUACGAUAACUAAUUUUAUAAAAUAAAAAAAUUUAUUAUUAAAACAAAAGAAAAAUAUUUUUUACUCUGUUCAGAUAAAUGCUAGAAGAUUUAAUAAGUUAUAUUUGUUUGUUACAGUGGUAUUUAUAUUAUUGAAAAACUAAUGCAAAAUGGUGUCAUUUAUUUUAUUAUUGCAUUCACUUAUAAAUAUGGAUAUUUGUUACAAGCUAAUUUUUGUAGUAUUCAUCCCAGAUAUAAUUAAAAUAUAUAUUUUUUUUUUUCUGUUGGCAUUAGGCACUGUGAUCCUCAAGGAUUUAUUGUGUGCCAGGUAUUAGUUCGUUUUACUAUUAAAACAUUUAUUUGGUCGCUUCCGUGUAUUUUAAUAGGCUUAAAGGAUUAAUGGACUCAAAGCUUCUGGGAUUGUCCACUUGGUCCUCCCCAAAUAGCUCAAGUCUAAUGCUGGGCCCACACUACAGGCAAAUGGGUAUUGGCAAACCUUGCAUCAAAUUAACUGAAGCUCGUCAACCAUGGAUAGUGUGCGCUGUACAAGCAAACAUCAUGGAAUUGCUGUGGGACUGACUGCUGCUUUUGGAUAUAUGUUAUAUAUAAAAAAAAGCAAGUAGAAAAAAAUAAGUAGAGAAAGCAAAGAAGAAGAUGGUGGAUGUUGAAAAUUCACGAGAAUCGUACAAGCAACUGAUGAGGUCUAUGAACCUAUAUGGUUCGCCUAUAAGCAAAUGGAGGAGUUUUUAAUGCCUUAUAUUCAUGUAGGAAAACAAUAAAUACGCUUUCCUCUACAGUGGAAUGGGAAGAUGAAGGAGAGGCAGCAUUUGAUGAUUCGCUGUUAGUAUGUAACAGCAGUAUAUAUAGCAGCAGUCCAAGACAGAAAAAAACAACCAUCAAAGAGGAUAUGACUGCCUCGUUCAAUAAACUAGUAGACACAUUAAAACAUCAAAGGGGAAAUUCGAAUGAGUGUAAUAAAAGUUGUGCACAAAAUUAUGGAUUCGUGAUAGGAGAAAGGUUGGACCAACUACCUCAACAAGAACAGGCUCUCUUAAUUUGCCAAUUAGAUUAUAUUUCUGUUCAAUAUGUGCGGAGUUUGUGGAAUAAAUACACUUUCAAUGUUGAAACCAACACCAGUUUCAACAAAAUUGCAGCCAGUUCCCCUGGUGUAUCCAAUCCACAAAAAAGAAUCAUUUCCCAGGAACAAGCUGGGCCAACUAAAAAAAAUAGAACGGACAAUUUUCCUAAAUAUACUACAGAGAUUAUAUCUAAAAAAACAGAUAUCAUU